UCUCGUACUUCUUAAGCUUUAUUUUUUAAUUUUAGCCUCUUUUUAUAGCAUGUUCUUACACCUAAAGCUGAAGCUCACCUCAUUGUUAUAGGUGGCCGUUAUCUGCUUUCACGUGAACCCCUCUGUUGACCCGGCACAUGAAUGGACAGCAGAAUGAAAAAGACUAAACUGUAAUACAAGAUUUUGUGGUUAGAGAAAAGACAACAAAGAUGGACCUGCAGACAAUCCUUUAUCACCUGCUGCUUUUCUGCUUUGAUCCAUCUACAGCCACAAGCCUCAUAACAGCAGAUAUAUUUGAAGCCAGAGGCCAGCGCGUGUGCAAGGCAGGAAAAGGGAAGCCAUGCUAUAAGCUGGCCUACUUCUCCGAGCUCCGCCGUAAGCUGAACUUCAUGGAGGCAGAACGCGCCUGCAGACGGGACGGGGGUCAGCUCCUGAGCGUGGAGUCUGAGUCCGAGCAGAAGAUCAUAGAGCAGCUCAUCACAGAGCUCCGCCCAACUGAUGGAGAUUUCUGGAUAGGUCUCCGCCGAAACCAUGGAGGCGAGGAUAGCAACUUGGACUGCGCUUCCCAGUAUUACUGGCUGGAUGGUAGCAAGUCCACAUUUAGGAACUGGCACUGGGAUGAGCCAUCGUGUGGUUAUGAGGUGUGCGUUGUAAUGUAUCACCAACCGUCCGCUCCUCCUGGUAUAGGAGGGCUCUACAUGUUCCAGUGGAACGACGACAAUUGUGAAACCAAGAACAACUUCAUCUGCAAAUACACUGCAGAGGAGCCACUGGAUCCUUCUCCUUCACCUAACUCCACUCAAACAGAUGUCUUCUCUUCACCCGUGGUGCCGUGGAAUCCAAAUGAUCACAACCACAACCAAACAGUUCUGAAUUUGGUUUACAUCAUCAUUCCCACCAUUCCCCUCAUACUGCUGCUGCUGACAGUGACAGGCGUCUGCUGCUUCAAGCUGAUUGUCCGACGGAGGAGGAAACAGCAGAAAUCCGAAGUAUGUCAAACAGACCCAGGACUGUGCCCAAGCCCAACUUCAACUGAUGUCUACAAUGUCAUUCGUUCCCAGAAGGAUGACGACCUCGUGUCAGCUCGCCCGCAGACCAAGAACACCUCCUUUUUAUGCUCCUCCCCUGACACACCAACCGGUGACUACGAUAAUCUGGGGGGCCGGGACACAGAGAGCGGCUUUGUGACACUUGCGAGCACAGAGAGCUGUUUCCUAAACUUUGACCUCAACGACCUCAGCCUCGGGCGCCGUGGCACUCGUGACUUCUGCGACACCAGCUUGGGCCGCUCAGGGAAGAGGGACGUGAGUGGCAGCAGUUUGGGUCGGACGGGUCACAGAGAGUUCUACGACAAGAGUCUGGGUCGUCGUACAACGAAGAGCGAGCAUUUCGGCAGCACCCUUUACAGGGACCACGGACUGUAUGAUGGCAGCAUCACAGCAGGGAGUGACCUCUAUGAUCCCAAACUAAGACCCGGAGGUCACACAGGAAAGGCUGACCUGUAUCAGACAUACAUCACCAAUGGAAAGGAAGACACUUACCGAACCAGCCUCGGAACCUACGGAAACCGAAAGUCCUACAAUGCAAAUGUGGAUUGCUACAGAAAUGGGCUGAAUUUGGACGGUGGAAGAAGAUACUUCAACGAGCAUGAAUGGAUCAACAGGGAAAACUACUGAUCGCCUCAAAAUCGGCUUUAUUAUGUGUACAGCACUGAAUGAGUGAAUGACACUGAGAGAGUGGCUAAAGACUGUGCAUGGUUUUAAAUGUUUCUAGCCUGUUACCUGUUUAAAGGACUGAAAAUCAGGUUGAAAAAAUAUAUAAUUUAUAUUUUAUUGCUGGCCCCAUAAUUCAGCCUGUAGCCUGCUGGUAGACUAGUCUGUGUAGGAAUUCGUUUGUGGUAAAUGAACACAAUUUUGUCUACGAAUACUAAUCGGGUGGUGCAAAUAAGCUAUAUUUGUUUAUGCAGACAGUUUGAUGUGCUCCUGUUUCGUGAUGUCUCCACAAGAUCUCAGCCUCUUCCUCUACAGUGAUGCUCACUGAAUGAACGCAAAUCAACAAAAAGAUUCGGGUUACUCAGAAUGAUUCAGACCUACUGUAAUGAAUUUCUUUUGAAGACAAGGUCAUAGGAUUAUUUGUGACUUUAUUACAUGGAGGCAGGGGCAGAAAUACAUCAAAGCAACAAUAACAAAAGGGGAGUCUGUUACUUGCAUCUCCACAAUUUUACGCAUUGAUUUCUGUUUACAGUUUACCCUGAAGGGGCUGCGUAUAAUGCCUUAAACGAUGUCCAUUCAAUCUGUGCCGUUCUGUGCUUUAAAACUUUCAAAGGCGGAACAAAAAGUUUUGUAGGUUUGGGGGUUAGAGGAAAUAAAAAUGCAUGGAAUAAUAAAGACAAUGUCUCAGGUUAAAGUUUCGUCCUAUUUAAAAAUGAUCCAAAGUGAUAAUAUUACACAAGAUCAAUUCCAAACCACCGGAGUACCCUUGACACAAACGUCACCACCAUGGUAAAGCCUCCAGAUUUAAAAAUUUCUGGACCUCACUAAAGCAUCCCCAUAUAUUUCAAUAUAUGCAUGCAUAGGAAGUUUUUGGAAAGAGCCAUAAUACAGUUUACAUUACAGAAAUGACCCAGUAAAGAAGCACCUACUGUAAGCUAAACUCACCUUUUCUUGUGUACAUUGCAUCAUUACCAAAAUGUGGACGUUUACGGUUGACUCUGAGGAUUCUGAGCAUCUUUGUCUAUAAAAGCAUGUGUGUUUUCAUGUGUGUGUAGCAGCCUGUUUUGCAUGGUCGUGUCAUGCUGUGCUUGCUUGGUAAGAUAACUGAGGUCUUGGACUGUUAUGUUUGCUGUGCUUGAAAACUGUUAAGUACACCCAAGUAUACCUGAGAGAUGCGGGCUACCUCAAAUAGAUUAAACACAAUAAACCAGUACUGCUCCUUGAAGCACUAGGUGGUUGUAUUUAUCUCCUGUGUGGUUUUAUAUUGCCUUAAAUUGUGACGAGACCUUAAUUUUACACACUUAUUCCAGUAUUUAUCAAAGGCAUUCUAAAGAAAUAACAACAAGGUGGCUGCUACAAUUUAGCUUGAGUGCCUGCAGCCUAACCAAACAUUACGGCAUGCUAUUACAGUGUAAUAUAAACCAAAGCAUCAUCAUUAUUACUAUUAAUUCAGAAUGUAUUAUGUCUUGAUAUCUCUCCUGUAAGUGAGAGUGGUUUGUAUGUUUGCUACAUAAGGAAUAUUCCAAUAAAAUGAGAUGAAAAGCCAA
Oreochromis aureus is the source of this 3259-nucleotide messenger RNA. RefSeq names its product layilin-like. The record is from RefSeq and is a predicted model, not a curated record. Gene Ontology annotation, molecular function: hyaluronic acid binding. The transcript is spliced from 8 exons. NCBI's taxonomy places the organism in Eukaryota, Metazoa, Chordata, Actinopteri, Cichliformes, Cichlidae. The coding region runs from base 210 to 1676 and encodes 488 amino acids.